Messenger RNA from Botrytis fragariae, 1089 nucleotides. RefSeq lists its product as uncharacterized. NCBI's taxonomy places the organism in Eukaryota, Fungi, Ascomycota, Leotiomycetes, Helotiales, Sclerotiniaceae. The coding region runs from base 1 to 1089 and encodes 362 amino acids. The record is from RefSeq and is a predicted model, not a curated record. The transcript is spliced from 2 exons.
AUGGUCAAAUCGAAUUAUCAAUAUAAUCAUUUGAGUACAUCCAGACGAGACAUCUUCGUAUUUGGCAUGCAGGUCGAUGAUGAGAUUUGGGUGAUGAAGAAUAGUUUGGGUAUCGAUACCCAUCCUAGGAGACCAACAUUUUAUCCAGCUAUGGGAAGUAUCAACGCCCUGGGAGAUUUUGAGAAACGCGAAGAAAGGGAGAUAGCAAUAGGAUGGGAGAGAAAUAAAUUGUAUAUUCAUCUGGCGGCGAGAAAUAAUCCGGGGACGUUUCAUUGGAGUUUGUACUUGACGGAGGAGAAACCGGAGAGGGGAUGGGUGUAUCAUGUUUUUGACCCGGUGCCGGAUAGGUGGGUUUUGGAGAUGUUGGGGGGAGAUGGGGAGGAGGAAAGGGUGAAGGAGAAGAGGAAUAGGGAUAGUAGCGAGGACUCUGAAUCACCAGGCCAGGAGUCCGGGGGAGAUGGUGACCAGCCCGUAGUUGGGCCUAAAGGGGAAAGCAAAGAAGGACCAGAGGACAAAACAGAAUCCAAGAAAUGUGAAGAUAAACGCAAGCGAGAGUCGGAAGAUACAGGACAUAGCAGCGAUGAAAUGAGCGAUGAAGAUGGGCAGUUGGAAAGUGACAGGAUUGUGAACGUGAAAGAAAAAGAAGUGGAUAGGAAACGCAAGAGGAACAAGACAGACAAUGAGGAAAAUCAAGAAAAGAACGACGGGGUACAAAAUCUGGAGGAUCCUCGCAACAGCAAGAACCGCGACACAAAAGAUAACAACUACACAUUCGUCGCCUCAUCCUCUCUCCUUGCCGCUAUUGAAAUCGGGACCGAUAUCCAAGAUAUGCGAGAGAUAAUCGAAGAAACGAUAUCCACCGAAUGGACGACGGGCAGGAAGAAGAUCGCAAAAGGGGAGAAAAUCUGUCGAGAGUUUUUGUUGAAAUGUGUUGAGGAAUUAGAAUCGGUGGGAGUGUUGAGUUUUAGGGAUGGGAAAGGGAUCGGAGAUGUCGAGAGAGAAGCGGAGGAGUUUGGGUUGUUGAGCGAUCCGGCUUUGAAUGUGGGGGCGAGGAGGGGGAGAGUGUGGAAGAGUAGGGUGGUGGAGUGA